Populus trichocarpa (black cottonwood) is the source of this 2091-nucleotide messenger RNA. RefSeq names its product heterogeneous nuclear ribonucleoprotein 1. The coding region runs from base 414 to 1847 and encodes 477 amino acids. The transcript has 5 exons. Gene Ontology annotation, molecular function: RNA binding. The record is from RefSeq and is a predicted model, not a curated record. Lineage: Eukaryota; Viridiplantae; Streptophyta; Magnoliopsida; Malpighiales; Salicaceae.
AAGCUAAACCUCUCCAUCUCUCUCACUAUAUAUAUGUAUAAAGACAUAAACAUAAGAACCCAUUUUUUUGUUGUUGUAAACAAAUCCACUCUCUCUCUCUCUAUUUCUUCGAUAAGUUUGAAUCCUUUGAUAAGUUUUAAUCAACAACAACAGUAACUUACAAAGAGAGAAAGAGAGGAGAGAGAGAGAGCAGAAAAAGAAAGGGUCUCUCUCACCCUCUCUUGUUGUCAUGUCUCCUCUCAGAUCUUAGAUUUUUUAAGUUUUCUAUCUGGAUUUUUUUUCUGGAUUCCUGGAUUGCUUUUGCUUGAUAUUUGAUUGUUUGAAGGUUGUUUCUACUUUGGGAUUGAAUCCAAGAGUGGUCUUUUGAUAUACGCUUGUAAAUAUCCGAGCUUUGCUUUGUAUCUUUCACAAGAAUGGAAAUGGAGCUUGGAAAGUUAUUCAUUGGUGGGAUUUCAUGGGACACAAAUGAAGAUCGUCUCAAGGAGUAUUUCCGGGCUUUUGGGGAUGUUUUAGAAGCUGUCAUAAUGAAGGAUCGAGCCACAGGUCGUGCUCGUGGCUUUGGUUUUGUUGUUUUCGCUGACCCUGCUGUUGCUGAGAGAGUUGUGAUGGAAAAGCACCUUAUAGAUGGUAGAAAUGUCGAGGCAAAGAAGGCAGUUCCUAGGGAGGAUCAGAGCACUCUGAACAAAAAUAGUAGCAGCAUUAAUGGUUCACCUGGUCCUGCCCGAACAAAGAAGAUAUUUGUAGGAGGUUUAGCAUCUACAGUUACAGAUAGUGACUUUAAGAAGUACUUUGAUCAGUUUGGAGUGAUUGUAGAUGUGGUGGUUAUGUAUGAUCACAACACUCAGAGGCCAAGAGGUUUUGGAUUCAUCACCUAUGAUUCAGAGGAAGCGGUUGAUAGAGUAUUGCACAAAACCUUUCAUGAACUCAACGGUAAAAUGGUUGAGGUCAAGCGGGCUGUCCCAAAGGAAUUAUCCCCAGGGCCAACACGGAACCAGUUAGGAGGACUUAACUAUAGUCCAAGUAGAGUCAGUAGCUUCCUCAAUGGUUAUACUCAGGGAUUUAACCAAAGUUCUGUUGGAGGGUAUGGAGUUAGAAUGGAUGGUAGGUUUAGUUCUGUUAAUGUUGGACGGAAUAACUUUUCUCCAUUUGGUACUGGUUAUGGGAUGGGAUUGAAUUUUGAGCAGGUGUUGAACCCAAGUUAUGGGGGAAAUUCAAACCUUAAUUCUAAUGCUGGUUAUGGACGGGUCAGCCCUUCAUAUAGUGGAAAUGCAAGCAGGUAUAGCAACCCCAUAGGGUUAAGUGUAGGCAAUGGAGGAAGUACUUCUGUAUUAAAUUCAACAGCUCACACAUUAUGGGGAAAUGGAAGUAAUAAUCAUUCUUCAAGCGCCAACAACUCCAGUACUUUUAUGGGUUCUGGAACUGGAAACUCGGGAAUGGGUUCUUUUGGCAGUAUUGGAGCACUUUGGGGCUCCUCUGCUAAUUCCGGGCAAGGUGGAGGAGUUGGCUCUGUCAAUAGCAGUAGCAAUCUAGGCUUUGGCAGUGGAGAUUUUGAUAUUGGUCUAGGAGGUGUAGGUUAUGGAAGAAACAGUAGGACAGGUGUUGCACUGACAUCAUCUCAUGUUGCAUCCAAUGGUGGUUAUGAAGGGGCUUAUGCAGACUUUUAUGAAAAGGGCUCAUUAUAUGGGGAUUCCACCUGGCAAUCUUCACCUUCAGAGCCAGAAGUGUCAGGCUCAUUUGGUUUUGGGCUUGGAACUGCAGCUUCUGAUGUUAUGACUAAAAAUUCUGCUGGUUAUGUUGGUGGUUAUAGUGUUGCUAAUAGACAAUCAACUAGAGGAAUUGCCGCAUAGGAUGAUUAUGAUAUAGGUGAGGUAAUCUGGUGAAGUGAAUUUCAUACAUGUUUCUUGUCCAGAUGUUCCAUUCCAUAAAGGAAACAUGAUUCGAGCAAACUGGUUCAUGUUUUUAUCUUAGAGAGCAGUCCAAGGAAAUCUGUGUAUGGCUUGAGCUUUUGAGAUUUUUCUAAUAUAGGUUUUUUCUUUCUUGAGAUGUAAAAAAUCACGUUGUGGGGUAUACUCAAAAUGAUUGUAUGAUGCA